CCCCGCAGCCGAGACCCCGCCCCCUGAGGGGAUCGGCUUGUAUUCUAGGCCUUUCAGUUUGAGCGGACCGGCGCGCCUUCCUCAAGGAGGGUGGGGAUUUUCGCGGCCGCUGUCGAUGGAGGAACUGGAGCAAGGCCUGCUGAUGCAGCCAUGGGCAUGGCUACAGCUCAGCGAGAACUCCCUGUUGGCCAAAGCUUAUAUCACCAAGCAGGGCUAUGCCUUGCUGGUUUCGGAUCUUCAACAGGUGUGGCAUGAGCAUAUGGAUACUAGUGUGGUGAGCCAGCGAGCCAAGGAGCUGAACAAGCGCCUGACCGCUCUCCCGGCAGCUUUUCUCUGUCAUUUGGAUAAUCUGCUUCACCCAUUGUUGAAAGAUGGUGUCCAGCCUGAUGCAGCUGCUUUCUCCUGUGAGCGUGUGGCAGAGGCACUGAUUCUCCGGGUGCGGAGUGAACUCUCUGGUCUCCCCUUCUAUUGGCAUUUUCGCUGCAGUCUGGCUAGUCCCUCCCUGGUCUCCCAACAUUUGAUUCGUCCUCUGAUGGGCAUGAGUCUGGCAUUGCAAUGCCACGUGAAGGAGCUAGCAACCUUGCUUCGGAUGAAAGAUCUAGAGAUUCAGGACUACCAGGAGAGUGGGGCUACGCUGAGCAGAGAUCGAUUGAAGACUGAGCCAUUUGAAGAAAAUUCUUUCUUGGACAAAUUUAUGGCAGAGAAACUACCAGCAGCAUGCGACAUCAGCAAUGGAAGGCCCUUUGUCAAGAAUCUGCAGAGUCUGUAUGUAGCAGUCACCAAACAGGAACUCCAAGUGGGACAGAAGCACCAAGGUGCUGGAGAUCCUCAGACCUCAAGCAGCACCUCCCCUGAAGGAGCUGGUAGCCAGCUUCCGAGCCAGCCAGAACAGCCAGUCUCCUCAGAAGCAUCCUCCUCACUGCCUGAGAAAGAGCCCACUGGUACUGCAGGCCUCAUGCAGAGACCUCAGCUGUCCAAGGCCAAGAGGAAGAAGCCAAGGGGGCUCUUCAACUAGCCUGUCAUGGUCUCAGCCUCUGGGAUGGACCCGGAGAAUAGCCUCCCAGCAUCACUGGGAAAGGAGCUCCAUGGCAGAGUAUACCUCAUACAGACUUACAGUCAGAGGCCACUGUUGGGCAAGAGGACAAAGUUCAUGUGGGCAGGCCACCUGAAUGGGACUGUUAACCAAGGGAAUCCUGGCUUAAGCCCACUGGGCAUUGGUCUUCUCUGUUUGAAUGGAAGCUAAUCUCUGGAAGUCCAUACUUUCCUUUCUUUUGGUGGAGGUUCUUCAGACCCAGGACCCUACCUUGGCUUUGGUAUAUACAGCUGGUCUGCAAAGAGUACAGAAUGUCUACCUUUCUCCAGAGUUCCUAGCCAGUCCCAGAUGCUCCUCGGAGACCUACUUCUCUCAUUGGCACAGAAUAAAAUCACUUCCAAUCCCCUGCUUUUGAGAUUAUUUUUCUAUGAACUCAUUACCACCUUACCUCAUUGAGGCCUGUUGUUAUCCCUAGGUGAAAUCUGAGCCCACGUUCCAGUCCUUGGGGUUCUUCUUAAGCUUCUCUGCUGUGGCCUGAGCCACAGCUUCAGAAACUUUUAUCUCAGGAACUCCUCCAUGGUGGCACAAGACAGACUACUGUUC
Fukomys damarensis (Damara mole-rat) is the source of this 1636-nucleotide messenger RNA. It is a transcript of the gene Nhej1, whose product is annotated as non-homologous end joining factor 1. Gene Ontology annotation, molecular function: DNA end binding. The coding region runs from base 116 to 1015 and encodes 299 amino acids. Lineage: Eukaryota; Metazoa; Chordata; Mammalia; Rodentia; Bathyergidae. The record is from RefSeq and is a predicted model, not a curated record. Gene Ontology annotation, cellular component: nucleus; DNA ligase IV complex. Gene Ontology annotation, biological process: double-strand break repair via nonhomologous end joining. The transcript has 8 exons.